Molecule: messenger RNA, 4357 nt
Organism: Paramisgurnus dabryanus
Lineage: Eukaryota; Metazoa; Chordata; Actinopteri; Cypriniformes; Cobitidae
Gene: dlk1
Product: delta like non-canonical Notch ligand 1
Biological process (GO): heterophilic cell-cell adhesion; establishment or maintenance of epithelial cell apical/basal polarity
Cellular component (GO): protein-containing complex; plasma membrane
Molecular function (GO): calcium ion binding
Source: RefSeq, a predicted model, not a curated record
UGUUCAGUGAGUGUCGUGGACUUUCUUGCGUGAGUUUUUAUAUCUCGGCAGUGUGUGUAUUGGCAUUGAGCUCGACGGGCAGAUGUUGUUUCUGUGUGAUGAUGGUUGUGAUUAUUAGCAGAAAAUCUUGAGCUUUAAGAGGAUGAAUGUUUUUCUCCUGCUGGGAUUCACCUGCGCGCUGCUCUUCCGCACAUCUCUUCUCACUCAAGAAUGUUCAGAAUCUGGAUGUGUGAACGGCUUCUGUGUGCGCGCAGGAGAAUGCAGGUGCAUGGCGGGCUGGCGCGGCAUCGCGUGUGAUCGGUGCGUCCCAUCGGCGGAUUGCGCGCACGGAUCGUGUGUGGAACCGGGUCAGUGCAUUUGUGAACGCGGCUGGACGGGAGCGCGCUGUGAUCGAGACAUAAGCUUGUGUUCAUCUAAACCGUGCUUUGGUAGCUCUGUGUGUGUGGAUGUGGGAGAUUCUUACACCUGCAUCUGUACAGAUGGAUUCACAGGCAAACAGUGUCAGCUUAAGAACAACACCCCCUCUUUAACUGAUGGCUCUUCAUGUCAGAACGGAGGAACCAGCGUGGACAGAAAUGGCUCUGACCACAAUUUUUGCAUCUGUCCAUCUGGAUUUACAGGACGUUUCUGUGAAACUGAGAUUGACGUCUGUGAUCCCAACCCGUGUGAGAACCAUGGUAUUUGCAGGAGUCGUCGUGACCUGACGUUCACCUGCGUCUGUCCGCCUGCCUUUUCAGGUCCCGUUUGCAGCUUCAGAUUGUGUUCAGACAGCGGUCGGUGUGUCAAUGGAGGGAUCUGCUUCAAUCAUACAGACAGCCGGAUCCGCUGCCUUUGUCCACCUGGAUUUUCCGGCUCAUCUUGUGAACUUCAGCUCAAGGUCAAACCCAGAUUUAAAGCAGCAGGCCCCGGCCACCUCGCCGCACCGGCUCACGCUUUCCACAAGUUUCUUCGUCCACCCGAUCGCAAGCUUCAUAAAAUCCCCAUGAAGGAGACGGAUCGAGCGCCUGGUUUUCUGGCCACACAGAGUCAGGUCAUCUGUUUGGCCGUUCUGGGUCUUCUUACCUGUCUGGUGGUACUUGUCACUACAGGCAUUAUUUUUUUGAAUCGUUGUGAAAUGUGGGUGGCUAAUGUAAAAUACAGUCAGCUGGUGCGUCAACAGAGAGAUUUCCUUCUGAAAGACAGGGAUGGCGAGGUCAACAUAAUCUUACCAGAGAAGAUUAAACUCAGUCAUUUUGGGAAACAUUAUACAAGUAUAUGAAGGUCCGACAUUGCGUCUUUGGAAAUACAAAAAUAUCAAUCAUAUACCUUUAACUAAUAGGAGUAUUUAAUCUAAUCAAAUGUACUUAGUGUGAAUUCAACUUUUGUAUUUGAAUAGGAAAAUAAACCCUGUGUGCUUUUUCUUAAGACAUAAAGUUUAAUAUUCUCCUAAGUAAGAGAUGCAUCAAGUGUCUGUUAAUCCUGACAUCAGACAGUGAAUGUUGUGUUUGUGAGUUUUUCCUCAGUCUGUUUGUUUCACAGCUGAACCUAUCACUGCAUUAUCAAACAACCAUUUUGUCGGUUUGUUUUGUCACAUGAAGAAGAUUGUUGUUGCACUAAUAUAGGCACUCACCAACAAUGUCUUCUAGGUAAACGUGAUGGAUUAACCCUGCUGUGUCUUGUAUUAGUUUACAGUAAUAAAUUAAUUGCGUUUUUUUUGGAUGGUUGUUGUUCUACAUUCAUUUUACUCGUGCGGUCUUUGCUGCCAUCUAGAGGUCACACAAAAACAUCCAGUCUGACCUCUGACCUUUACUCUCUGUCCGGCAGACGGCAGCAGGUAAGCUACAGUGCUGUUAUCUAUUAAGCGUUCAUCUUUCUGAAGGAACAUACAGGUGUUUAAUGUUUGAAGUAGAUAAAAGCCUUCAAGAUAUGAUUUAAGACUGACAGAAACAAUCUGUCAGUCAAUUGUUUACUUUCAGUCAGGAAAUACUUCGUGUCUUCAUAUUGUAUUGUAUUUAAUCUCGUGUUGCUUUACAUUAAAUCUAAAGUUACUGGGUUUGGAAGUGAAGCUGAAGUGUGUUUUUGUAAAGUAGGGGUUUUGGUUAAGAUAUUGAACAAAGAGUGUUUUGCAGGUAAAUUUCUUCAUCUUAUGUUUUUUUAUUUCUGAGUUGUGUGUGUAAGUCACCAAAUCCAACCUUUAUAUUAUUUUAAUCUCUGUCUUGUUACCUAAAACAUAACAUCAUUUUGAAACAUGUCAUCAACUCCUAGUAACUGAUAGCUGGGAUUGAAAACAUUUUUACACAGCGGGGUUAGUUGUCACACAGUCUCAGGUAUACAAUGAUAAUGAAAUGAAAACAAUACAAAUACUAUUCAUCAAAAUGAUAACUGUUCAUACAAUAUCAGGGGAAUAACUCACAAUUAUGUUUUUUUAUAUUUAAUCUCUUUCUAUUCAUUGCUGCAUAAUAGACAGAUGAUUAGAUGAAGGAUGAUGGUUAGAUGAAUGUGUGGAUAUCUAUCUAUUAUAGGCAGAUAUACACUCACCGGCCACUUUAUUAGGUACAAUUUACUAGUACCGGGUUGGACCCCCUUUUGCCUUCAGAACUGCCUUAAUCGUUCGUGGCACAGAUUCAACAAGGUACUGGAAACAUUCCUCAGAGAUUUUGGUCCAUAUUGACAUGAUAACAUCAAGCAGUUGCUGCAGAUUUGUCGGCUGCACAUCAAGGGCACGAAGCUCCCGUUUCACCACAUCCCAAAGAUGCUCGAUUGGGUUGAGAUCUGGUGACUGUGGAGGCCAUUUGAGUACAGUGAACUCAUUGUCAUGUUCAAGGACCAGUCUGAGAUGAUUUGCGCUUUAUAACACGGCGGGUUAUCCUGCUGGAAGUAGCCAUCAGAGGAUGGGUACACUGUAGUCAUAAAGGGAUGAACAUGGUCAGAAACAAUACACGAUGCUCAAUUGGGCCCAAAGUGUGCCAAGAAAAUAUCCCCCACACCAUUACACCACCACCAGCCUGAACUGUUGAUACAAGGUAAGAUGGAUCCAUGCUUUACCAUCUGAAUGUCGCAGCAGAAAUCAAGACUCAACAGACCAGGCAACAUUUUUUCCAAUCUUCUAUUGUCCAAUUUUGGUGGUCCUGUGUGAAUUGUAGCCUUAGUUUCCCAUUCUUAGCUGUUAGGAGUGGCACCCGGUGUGGUCUUCUGCUGCUGUAGCCCAUCCGCCUCAAGGUUCGACGUGUUGUGCGUUCAGAUAUGCUCUUCUGUAUAUCUCGGUUGUAACGAGUGGUUAUUUGAGUUACUGUUGCCUUUCUAUCAGCUCCAACCAGGCUGGCCAUACUUCUCAGAUUUUUGGCAUCAACAAGGCAUUUGCGCCAACAGAGCUGCCACUCACUGGAUAUUUUCUCUUUUUCUGACCAUUCUUUGUAAACCCUACAGAUGGUUUUGUGUGAAAAUCCCAGUAGAUCAGCAGUUUCUGAAAUACUCAGACCAGCCCGUCUGGCACCAACAACCAUGCCACUUUCAAAGUCACUUAAAUCACUUUUCUUCCCCAUUCUGAUGCUCGGUUUGAACUUCAGCAGAUCGUCUUGACCAUGUCUACAUGUCUAAAUGCAUUGAGUUGCUGUCAUGUGAUUGGCUGAUUAGAAAUUUGCAUUAACGCACAGUUGGAUAGGCGUACCUAAUAAAGUGGCCGGUGAGUGUAUAAACAAAAUCCACCUUUAGCAUAUAGACAGAAUUUGAUUGAAUUAUUUGUGUUUAAACUAAAUUUUCUAGCAGGUGUAACAACAAACCCUCUGUUUGUUACAAUGAACCCCACCUAUGGGGUAACAUUUGCACUCCUGUCACUUUCAGUGUAAUUGUAUGAUAACUGUAGAUCACACAAACAAACUUUAAGUGUUCAUUUGUAGCAGAGAUGUGUAUGUUGACUGUGUAAAAAGCCCUGAUUAAUUUAACUUAAAUGUUUUUUUUUAAUAAUAGAGCCAAAGUUAAAAAGUGUUAUUUUGUGCCCCGCUCUCCCCUACUUGUGUAGUUUUGCCUGCUCAGGUUUGCAUGCAUAGGCAUCUCUUUUGUGUUUUAAAAGAAAUAUGUUUAGUUUUGUCGAUAAGUGACUGAUAUUUGCCUUGAUAUCUGUGUUGAUGCUACUCUGUGUGAUCAUUGCUGAAGUCAUUCAGUUGUGAAAUAAACUCGUAUCAUCCUUUAUUGUACUAAAUGUGUACGACUGCAUAUCCUCAGGUGUUAACACACAGAACUCAAAUAAACUUUGACCUCCUGUCAUUCGAUCUUCUGUUUACACUGCUCAUUGACAGUUGUAAGCAGUAUCAAAUAAAUGACCUUGUAACCCAUAAACACUGUUUAUAAACACUCAUGUUUAUAAAAAGUGUUUGAUAUC